Triplophysa rosa is the source of this 3576-nucleotide messenger RNA. RefSeq names its product retinoblastoma binding protein 8-like (gene rbbp8nl). The coding region runs from base 273 to 2036 and encodes 587 amino acids. The record is from RefSeq and is a predicted model, not a curated record. Gene Ontology annotation, cellular component: site of double-strand break. Lineage: Eukaryota; Metazoa; Chordata; Actinopteri; Cypriniformes; Nemacheilidae. Gene Ontology annotation, biological process: DNA double-strand break processing involved in repair via single-strand annealing; double-strand break repair via homologous recombination. Gene Ontology annotation, molecular function: single-stranded DNA binding; flap-structured DNA binding; damaged DNA binding. The transcript is spliced from 16 exons.
GCCAGGAGGAGGAGGAGAGGAGCACAGGGCGUACAAACACUCUUUCGUUCCCAAUCUUUUCCCAUCCAAUGUGCCUCUUUGGGGGACUCAGAAGGAAAGCUUUUUGAUAUAGAGACAGAGUGAGUGGCAGGUCGUGAGUGGUGACUCGGCUGGGGGCGUCCGCUGUCCACGAGGUGGCACGGGAUGAAACACCAUCGAUCAUCAUUCAAGCUAUUUCAGAUCAAGGGUUAGGAAGAAGACAAAUCAAGUAGCAGGUGUAGAAGAAUAGCAGCAUGGCUGUGGAAAGCUUCUCUGAGCUUUUGCAGAAACUGCGGGACGUCCAUGAACACGAGUCAGAAGGAUGGCAGGAAAAAUUGGUAGAACUCACAAAUAAAAAGAAUAUUGAUACAAAGCGCAUGGAGGAACUUUACAACAGGAACCAGCAGCUUAGAGAACAGCAACGGAUGCUGACUGAGAACAUCAAACAGCUGGAAAACAGGUUGCGAGCCGGGUUGUGUGACAGGUGUACAGUCACUCAGGACGUGGCUAAAAAAAGACUGCAGGAGUAUGAAAACUGUCAACUGCAGAGUUUACAGCAUAUCUCUAUCCUGGUGAGUGAGAUGAAUGCACUUAAGAAAGAAAAUGACAAUCUGAAAGAAGAGGUAAAGAGCCUGAGGGAUCGUACAAAUCGGCAGAAUGGUCUUUCAGAGGACACGAUCGCUCCAGAGGUCAAGAUGUCACCUGACACAGCAGUGGCUGCAAUGAGUCUACUGACCUCAGCGUUAAAGUCUAGCCAGCCACCACCAGGGGACACCACUUUACCUGCAGCCACUGUCAAGCGUGAGACCGAAAACAGUCCAACUGAAAGUCUGGAUAAAUCGUCUGAACACAAACUUAUGCAAAGCUGGGCCAGGGCAUUUUCAUUCGAGUCCAACAAGCCCAUAUUGUAUGGAUCGGAAAGAAGAGCUGCCAGUGUGGAGUCGGUGGAGCAGGGACAUUCCCCUUUAUCUCCUUCACUUACAUCUGCCCUUGGUCUCCUGAAGAGCAAUUGUGUUUUUUCAUCUGCUGCCCCCGAGGAACGGAGCAACCGGCAACAAAUCCAUGCCCCUGUCCCUUUCCGGCCGCUUCCAAUGCAAACCGGUCACCUCCCCUGGCCACUCUCAGAUUCCACGGAUUGGGUAACAGUAACAUCAGCCGCCUCUGGUGUUACUGGCGGUAUGGCAAUUCACCCAAGCCAGACCCAAAUUUCAGGCUCACCUAUCCUGCAUGUACCCAAACAGAUCCCUCCUAUCAACGGCCUCCUGUCUCGCUCGCAUGGCCCGAGCCCCAGCAGCCUGCGGUCUUGGUCAGAUCGGCCUCCGCGCAGAAGCCUCUCAGAGCAUGUUGACAGUAGAGAAAAGAGAGUUGCAGGAGGAGAAGCUGUUACAGCACCGCCCCAGUGGAGGGCUUCGACGGGGCAGCCGGAAAGGAUUUUCGGCGAGAACCUCAGAAAGGAACAGGAGGAAGAACCGCUGGACCUGUCUGAAUCAGGACGCUCCAAAAGCAAAGAGCAAGAGAAAACACAGAGCGACACAUCUUCUUCAUCUUCAUCUUACUCACCACCUGCUCCACUUUCAUCAUCAUCUCAAUACCCGUCAAGUCCUCAAAGUGACCUGCAGACAGCAGACCAUAUUACACAGCAUAGUUUGUCCCAUCGUACACAGGAAGAAGCAACACAGGACAAAUGUAAAGAACAAGAAGAAGUACUCAAAGAUGAAAGUUCUCCCGCAGCUGAGACAUCUAUGAACUCAGACAACAGGAAAAUCCCAUCAGUCACCAUUUCGCUCCAACCAGUUGUGCUUAUGGAGUCACUUAAAUCUGGAGGACAGAAGGGUAAGGUUGCUGAUCCUGGGAGCAAACCGGUAGAGCAGGAGGAGAAGGAGAACAACGACCAUGAAACAGGCAGAAAAAGACCAGGGCAGGAUACUGAUGCUCUUUCCCAGCGACCACUAAAGGAGAAGAAAUUACGAUUGAGGCGAGGAACCUCAGGAAACCACGCAGAACUAGAGCAAACAUGAAGGCAGUAUACUAAGGUCAAGUUACUAGUCUUCCAGCCAGCCAUUUUGUCCAAUGGCUGUCAAGUUUAGCCUCCAAAAUCUCUGACAAAAUCUCUUCAGUCUUUCCAAAACACCAACAGUACACUCUUAAAAAUAAAGGUGCUUCAGUUCACGAUGCCAUAGAAGAACCUUUUUGGUCUGAAUGGUUCCAUAAAGAACCUUUAACAUCUGAAGAACCUUUCUGUUUCACAAAGGGUUCUUUGUGGCAAAAAAAGGUUCUUCAGAUUAUAAAAAAGAGAUGCUUCUUUAAAGCACCAUUGACUGUUCUUUCGAACCAAAAAUGGUUGUUCUAUGGCAUUGCUGUGAACAACCUUUAACCACCUUUAUUUUUAAGAGUAUAGACACCACAGCUUUGUCACAUAAAGCUCAUUUUCAAACAGAAUUCAUACUUCAUGGGGUGUGAAUAUACUAAGCUGUGCCACUGAGAAACUGUCAACAACAAAAGAGGCAAAAGAAAAGAAAGAUACAUUCUGUAUCUGCCUUGUAGAAAAAAAGUGUUAGCAUUAAACUGCUUUAGCAUCUGUCAAUUACAAACAGCUGUGUAUGACAUAAAGCAACAUGCACACUUCGCAAAAUUAAGAGAACUGACACACAGUUCACCCUCAAGGCAAAAUAAAAUUAGAUCUUGUGUUAGAUCCAGGAACCAAACUUCCUUUUCUGUAAAUAGUGGUGUUUCAGAAUGCUCUUUCAGCUCUGAAGAGCAUUUGUAUUUGACUCUUCAUUGGAUAUCUUUGGCUGGACCUAAACAGGAAGCCAGUAACUGCUAUCUUCACUGACAAGAGGCUGUCAAUGAAUUAUCAACAAAAUAUUCUUUCAAUUUUGGUUUAUACCAUGAAUAAUUGGAAUUGUACAUAGCCUAUACCUGUUUAUAUACUUCAGUUGUAUUGUUUUUACCAUUUUAAUAUCCUUGCUCAGUUUGUUUUCAUUUGUUCUUCUGUGUAAAACUGCCUGUCACUGUUUAAGCAUUAUGUCCUGCUGCUUGUAGAUGUGACAAAAACCCUCUGCUUCCCCUUUUGCCUUUUUUCAAGCUGCCGAGCAUAUAUUUUGUAAUAGCGAAUUUUCCACUUGCAGCAGUGCUUUGAGAGUGCAAAAGGCGGAAGGAUAAAACUGUGAAAAUAUACAGUACUAAUAAUAGGCUACUUUCUGUUUUUACUCUUAAACCACACGAGGUCACACUGUUUUUAACAUUAAUGCAUACAUUCAGAGUGGAAAUCUGAACACGUAGAUUCCUACAACUUUUGCAAAUGUAAAACUGACGUAAUUUAGGUAUUUCUUAUAGCUUGCCAAGCUUCCCAAAGCACUUUUAAAACAAGCAAAUAUUUGUAAUGUAAUGCCUUUAACAUACUCAUCCUGCUUUUGAAUCACUGGAAAAAAAUGACUAGAGCACAGAUUACUGUAUAUAUUUGAAUAAAAAUCUGAAAUAAGCCGUCCAAUUCUCUGAAUGGUGAAAAUGAAUGUUGUACACAUUUUAAUGUAGAAACAAAAUAAAUGGUCCACAGAC